This is a messenger RNA of Sorghum bicolor (sorghum), 3729 nucleotides long. RefSeq names its product transposon Tf2-1 polyprotein. NCBI's taxonomy places the organism in Eukaryota, Viridiplantae, Streptophyta, Magnoliopsida, Poales, Poaceae. The record is from RefSeq and is a predicted model, not a curated record. Gene Ontology annotation, biological process: proteolysis. The transcript has 4 exons. Gene Ontology annotation, molecular function: aspartic-type endopeptidase activity; nucleic acid binding. The coding region runs from base 1 to 3729 and encodes 1242 amino acids.
AUGGAUCCCGCCGUCAAGUCGGCAUUCGAGGAGCUCAUCCGCCGAUUCGAUUCCUUCGACGCCAAGUGGGAAGCCCGAUUCGCGGAUGCGGAGUCCGCGCGACGGGAUCAUGACGACGAGACGGAGCGGCGUCUGGCGGCGGUGGAAGCCUUCACCAGCUCCGUUCCAGGGCCGGCCGCCCGGCAUUCCGCCCUCGAGGAUUACUGCUCGGCGAAUUCGGAGGCGGCUGUUGCUGCCGAAGAAUGGAACCGGGGCUUCUCCAACCGCGUCGGAGAGCUCGAGGAGAAGAUGGAUGACCUGGAGCUGAUCCGGUUCUCUGAGAUGCGGGACGAACGCGACGACCGCGUGGCGGCUCUGGAGGACGCGGCCGUGGUGUUCGACGAAUGGCGCCCGUGGGUGGAGGCCUCCGUCCACGACAUCUGCCUGGAGAUCAAGCGCCUAAAGGGGGUGGAACGGUCUCCUGCGACGCGCACGAGCAGCGGUCGCCUCGGCGUCGCCCCCUUCACCGAGUCGGCCUCCGCGCGCCCACCUGCCGGAGAGAAGGCCGACUGGCCCAACGGGCACCGCGAGCAGGGCUAUGGGUCGGUGACGACCCUCGCCCACCCUGCAGUUCACGACACACUAGCCUAUACAACUCGGUUCAUCGAUGGUUUACGCGAGGACAUUCGUGCUGUUAUUCUUGUUGCUCGUCCUGCUUCUCUCGAUGCUGCGUAUACUUUGGCGUCUUUGCAGGAAGAAGCUGGUGGUCCUGUGCGGACGAGGGACCGCAGAACGGAUUUCUCCAAGUUCAGUGCUGGCCGCGGCGGUCUGGGGUCCCCAAUGCCCCAGGGUCGUAUGGCGGAUGAUAAGCCGUCGGGUUCAAAAUUCUCUUCUCCCGAGGACAAGCUUUCCUCUCUCAAGAACUUCCAUCGCGCCCGUGGCUUGUGCAUACGUUGCGGCGAAAAAUGGGCUCCCGGACACAAAUGUUCUUCCCAGCCACAACUUCACGCUCUCCAGGAGGUCUGGGAAUUGUUCCAGGAUUCUUUCCAAGAUGAGGAGGAGGAUCCUCAUUCUGAUGAUCAGGAACCUGCAGUUGACGCACCUUCACAUCUGUUCUUCACUUGCUCAGCGGCGGCAGUUCAGGGCCAGUCCUCACUUCAUACAAUGCAAUUCAGUGGCAAGCUAUUGGGUCAUCAGGUUUCUAUUCUGGUUGAUUCUGGAAGUUCUCACUCCUUCAUCAGCACAGCCACUGCUUCUCUGCUGUCAGGACACCAACCUCUGCCUCACCCAGUGUCGGUCAAAGUUGCUAAUGGGGACACUAUCUUAUGCGAGACCGUAAUUCCAGAUGUUGAAUGGUCAGUCCAGAGCUACACCUUUCACUCCACUUUCCGUGUCCUUCCCUUGGGAUCCUAUGAUAUCAUCUUGGGUAUGGAUUGGCUUGAAGCCUUCUCGCCGAUGAAAGUUAACUGGCGCAACAAGUGGAUGUCAAUCUCUUAUGGUUCUGGUUCUGUGCUGCUUCACGGUCUAGGCGAUGUUUCAGAGAAUUGUUCGUCGGUUAUGGUGUUCAGUAUUUCAUCUGAUGCCGUUGAUCAACCCACACACACAGUCCAUCCCCAAGUUCAGUCUAUCCUGGAUGAGUUCAGUCAGCUCUUCGCAGAACCUUCAACAUUGCCACCGCGUCGUGACUGUGACCACUCCAUUCCUUUGGUUCCUGGAGCCCAACCAGUCUGCAUCAGGCAGUAUCGAUACUCGCCAAAGCUCAAGUCUGAAAUUGAGUCACAAGUGUCUGAGCUUCUUCGCACUGGUAUGAUUCGGCCCAGUCGCAGUCCCUUCUCCUCUCCCGUCCUUCUGGUCAAAAAGAAAGAUCAGUCGUGGCGUAUGUGUGUUGAUUACCGAAUGUUGAAUGCACUCACUGUUAAGAGCAAGUUUCCAAUCCCGGUCAUUGAUGAACUGCUGGAUGAGCUAGCUCAGGCUCGUUGGUUUUCCUGUCUGGACUUACGCGCUGGCUUUAAUCAGAUCCGAAUGGCACCUGGCGAGGAGUACAAAACUGCCUUUCAAACCCACCGGGGCCACUUCGAGUACAAUGUGAUGUCCUUCGGCCUUACUGGUGCCCCUAAUACAUUCCAGGGCGCCAUGAAUGUUACCCUUAAGCCUCUGCUUCGCGUUUGUGUCAUAGUGUUCUUUGAUGACAUCCUAGUAUAUAGUCCAUCUUGGGAACAACAUUUGGUGCAUCUGCGGCAAGUGUUUGAAUUACUCCAACAAGAUCAGUGGCUGGUUAAGUUGAGCAAAUGCCGGUUUGCACAAGAAUCUAUUGCCUAUUUAGGCCAUGUGAUCAGUGCCGACGGAGUGAGCACCGAUCCCUCUAAGCUGGAGUCCAUUCGUUCCUGGCCUGUACCCAAGGAUGUCAAAGAUUUACGCAGUUUCCUCGGCCUCGCUGGUUAUUACAGAAAGUUUGUCCAGCAUUUCGCAGUUAUUGCUCGCCCACUGUAUGAUUUGCUCAAGAAAGGUGUUGUUUUCUGCUGGACCAGCACUCACUCCACUGCAUUUUCGGCUCUGCAGUCCGCUCUUAUGUCCGCUCCUGUAUUGGCUCUUCCGGACUUCAACAAGCCCUUUCAAAUCCAGACCGAUGCUAGCGAUACCGGUGUAGGAGCAGUGCUGAUGCAAGAUGGGCAUCCCUUGGCAUUUGUCAGCAAAUCUCUGGGACCGCGCACUCGGGGCUUAUCUACCUAUGAUAAAGAGUACCUGGCCAUAUUAGUUGCAGUUGAUCAGUGGCGCUCUUACUUGCAACACAAUGAGUUCACCAUAUUUACAGACCAGCGCAGCCUCAUACAUGUGUCCGAUCAGCGCCUUCACACUCCUUGGCAACUUAAGAUGUAUACCCGACUAGCCGGUCUGCAGUAUAGGGUCAUUUAUAAACCUGGUACCACCAACAAGGCUGCAGAUGCUCUUUCCCGCCAUCCUGAGGCGCCUUCUCAGCUGCAGGCUAUAUCCUCAGUGACGCCUACAUGGUUAGCUGAUGUGGUGACUGGUUAUUCCUCCGAUCCCUACGCUUCUAAACUGUUGCAACAACUGUCUGUGAAUCCUGACAGCUCGCCCCCUUACAGUCUCACUGGUGGGAUCAUUCGAUAUAAAGGGCGCAUUUGGUUGGGCAGCAAUGUUCCUCUCCACCACAGGGUCAUGUCCGCUCUCCACAACAGCGCUCUGGGAGGGCACUCUGGUUUCCCAGUGACCUAUGCCCGGAUCAAACAACACUUUGCAUGGCGGGGCAUGAAGGCAGAUAUCCGCAACUUUGUCACUACAUGUUCAGUAAUCAGCAUGGACUUUAUUGAUGGUCUGCCCACCUCUGGCACUGCCAAUUGUAUCUUGGUGAUUGUCGAUAAGUUCAGCAAAUAUGCGCAUUUUGUUCCUUUACAUCACCCAUACACUGCUGGCAAGGUGGCUCAGGCUUUUCUAGACUCUGUGUUCAAGCUGCACGGACUGCCCACACACAUCAUCUCCGACAGAGACCCGGUUUUCACCAGUGCCUUCUGGAACGAAUUGUUCAGGCUGGCUAAGACAUGGAAGACGCUCUGCAAGUCCCUGAGAAGGUCCUGCAGCGUCGUCUUCACCCUCGCGGCAACGGUACUGUGCAACAGGUGCUCAUCAAAUGGUCAAGUUUCGAUGAGUCCCUGGCUACCUGGGAAGACGAGGAAGCGCUCAAGCAACGCUUCCCAUGCGCGCCGGCUUGGGGACAAGCCUGUUCCCAGGUAG